GAAAUUUGCAGAGUAGAAUCGCCUUUUAUUUGAUGAAUAUAAAAGUUGGAAGAAGAACAAUAUAUCUUACCAGACAUGGAGAAAGUGAACUAAACGUAUGCGGUAAAAUUGGAGGGGAUGCUCCACUAUCUACUCGAGGAUUGGAGCUUUUGUGUAGCUUUGCUGGUAUUCACCCCAAUACGAUCUCCGAUGUCUACAAUGUGGAAGAGCGCUGGAAAUCUGUCCUAGCUCAAAUCCUUAAGUAA
Molecule: messenger RNA, 245 nt
Organism: Protopolystoma xenopodis
Lineage: Eukaryota; Metazoa; Platyhelminthes; Monogenea; Polystomatidea; Polystomatidae
Source: the annotation of a GenBank genome assembly